GCAGCUUGCAAUUGGGACCUGGGAUAGCGCCCACUACCGGUUUGUGCAAGGUGGUCCGAUCUUGUGUUCGCCAGUGGAGCUGCAUUGCCCUACAUCUGCAACUCUGGCUUUUGGUCAGCUCCUCCCCCAUGUAUGCAGAGAAUAUUUCCAAAAUGGUGGGAAGAGAAAAGCACUUGAGAAAGAUGAAAAAAGAGCUGUACUCACCAUCCGGCCUUAAAACAUGCAUGAUCUUCUACUUGAAGGUCAUUUAACGAACCUCAGCUUUACAAACCCUGAAUUUAUAACUGAGUUGCUACAAGCCUCAGGAAAGAUAAGAUUACUUGAUGUUGGCAGCUGCUUUAACCCAUUUUUGAAGUUUGAAGAAUUUCUGACUGUUGGCAUUGACAUUGUACCUGCUGUAGAGAGUGUAUAUAAGUGUGACUUCCUGAACUUACAACUUCAGCAACCACUCCAGCUUGCACAGGAUGCUAUAGAUGCUUUUCUGAAGCAACUGAAAAACCCUAUUGAUUCUCUUCCUGGAGAACUUUUUCAUGUGGUUGUUUUCUCUCUCCUCCUUUCCUAUUUUCCAUCACCCUACCAACGAUGGAUUUGUUGCAAGAAAGCCCAUGAACUGUUAGUGUUAAAUGGUUUGCUACUUAUCAUCACUCCUGAUUCCUCCCAUCAGAACCGUCAUGCUAUGAUGAUGAAAAGCUGGAAGAUAGCUAUAGAGUCCCUGGGCUUUAAACGCUUCAAGUAUUCAAAAUUUUCUCAUAUGCAUCUGAUGGCUUUUAGGAAAAUCUCCCUAAAAACCACAAGUGACUUGGUUAGCAGGAACUAUCCAGGGAUGUUAUAUAUUCCUCAAGAUUUCAACAGUAUUGAAGAUGAGGAAUAUUCUAACCCUUCCUGCUAUGUCCGAUCGGAUUUAGAAGAUGAACAACUGGCAUAUGGUUUCACAGAGCUCCCGGAUGCUCCAUACGACUCAGAUUCUGGAGAAAGUCAAACCAGCUCCAUUCCCUUCUAUGAGCUAGAAGAUCCCAUAUUACUUUUAAGUUAAUAUAAAAGCAAGGGCCCUUCAGUCUAGACUCCAAACAUAAUUGCUUACACUAAUCAGAAAUACUAACAUGAACUCAGUACUUAAAACCUGGUUUGCAUAGAAGAAAUGCACAGGUUUACAGAGUUUGCUAUUUUUUUCUACUUCUGGAUUUUAAAAUUUAUUCUUAUAUAGAAAGCUUAAAGUUUCAUGCAGAGUGAGUUCUGUCAUAGCAGAAAUCACUGUACUUUAGCAUUUCGCACUAAGAUAUAGAAAGGUACCUUUUUUCUCUUUAGUGCUAUUGUGAAAAAUGAAGCGUAAUUUGCUAUAUAUUUUCCUUUCUUCAGUUGUUCAAUGUUGACUUUAAACCAUUGCAGUGAGAAACUUUAAGAUACGUAGAAAGCUGUAGAUUGCACUUUGAUGACUCACAAGUUAAAAAUGACACAGAGAUAGGUUGGUUUAGUUGUUUUGUGAUGCACUUAUGUUUUCCUUUCUUCUAACUAAAUUGUUACCUGUUACAGAAAGACAUUUUCUAUUCAGUUUCAUCUGAUGAUCCAUUAUAUCCUGAGCUUUUUGAAAUUGGUGAUAACUCUAUCUUUUUUCUUCUAUUAAGCUCAUUUGGCAGCACCAGACAUCGGGAGAGUGAUUCCCCCAAAGUAUGUAUUCUAUUUUCAUUAGCAUAAUACAGUAAACACCGUUGCCAAAGUAGUAUUUUUAUAACUUUCUUGUUGUUUUAGGCCUUGGUGUUAGACUAUAUAUUUAUCUGUGAGAGUUCACUUUUACUUUUUUUUAAAAUUUAGGUUUCAUUUACAGAACUUUCUAUUUAAGCAAGGAACAAUACUCAAUUCUGACUAAAAAUACUUUAGAGAAAGGGUUUGCACUUGUAAGAAAGUUUAUGUUCUAUUGAGACCACCAUUCCAACUUUCCAUUAAGGAGGUGCUGCACUACAGGUUUGGAAUUAUAUUAAAAAUGUAAAAUUAACCCUCUACUGGUAAUCUCAGAAAAUGGUUCCUAAUUUCUUUGUUAACCCUACCAGAAAAUUUUCUUUGAAGAAGAUAUCAUUAGUUGGCUGUGGGAAUUCUCCCUUUCCACAUUGAUAAAUGCCUUUCUGUGUUUCUGAAUCAGAAGCAAAUGAUUAAGGAGAAAUAUAGUCCAAAUAAGACAAGUUUAAACAGCUAACAACAUUUAGUACAUACUGUCUUGUCAGCCAGCAAUUGUCAUGUAAACUAUCAUUUUUAAGAGUGCCACUGUGUGGAUUUUUUUUCAAGUGGUUAUUACAUUAAAAUUACCUCAUACUGAGGUUUUUGCACUGAAUAUCACAGUUUCAGAUUUCAUGGUUAGUAUUGUGUGUGUGUGUGUGUAUUUUUAAAGAAAAUUUGCAUUUUCGAUAGUUGAUCCUCAAUUUCAUAAACUGCACUUCUUUACUCUGGUAAAACUGAGGUUUUUGUGCUUAUUGUGAAUUACUAUAGUUACAGGUCAGAUUUUAUUUAGGAGUACAAAACUUAUCCUUUGAGAUAUAAAUCAUUGUGUGUACCCAGUAUUUCAAAGUAAAUUUCACAUGCUAAAUUAAUGAAAAUAACAAGAUUGUAAUUAACCUAAAAAAAGGUCAGUUGACUAAAUGCAAUAAAUAAUUGUUGCUCAAAUAUGCCAUAUGUAACCUGAAAUUUUUCACUUACUUUCAAUAGCAUAUAAUUCCUUAAUAAUUAGGAUUGACUUUUCUUUUAGUUAAGUACUGCAGCAUUGUGUUUUAUAGCUCCCACAAAAGAGAAAAGGAAAAAAAAUUAAGAAGUAUUGUGUUCAGAGUAAUAUAGAACUGUAUUCUGGUAGUACCCUUUUUUUCAUACCGUUUGUUUUGCUUGGUUUUGCUAAAUCCAGUCCUGAGAGCAAAGAAAAUAAUACACCAAAUGAAAAUGCUUUGAAAGUAAAUGGAAAACAGUGCUUUUGAAAGGCUGGUCAGAGUUUGACCUUUGAGACAGCUUUUGUGUUACAUCUAAAAUGUUGGUGCUAUAAAUUCAUCUGAUUGUUUACAGAUGUUGAUUCUGCUUAUACUCCAAAAUGUGCAUGAUGUAUUUUAAGUAGUACUUUAAAGAAGAAUCUCUUUAUAAAGCUUAAUACCACUUAGUAUAAAUUUGUUUGAAUUUAUAUCAUUUGUUACUGUAAAUUCAGUUUAUUCAGAUUAAGUUGGCACAGGAUUUAAACCAAGUCAUAUUCCACCAAGGCCAAUUCAGAGUAUAAAUGUGGAAACGUAACCAGUCAUUGUGGUGUGGCACCAGAUUACAUAUAUGUUACAACAAAUGACAUUAAUAGGGCCUUCCAAUACUGUAUGGGUACUCUUCAGAAUUAUUUCAUUUUGAUAUAAGGAAGUUAAGGGACCUCCCAUCAUGUUCACAGCAAUUUCUCCAAAAUAAUUUGGUGUUUUAGAAACAAAUGAUAAUCAUGUGGCUGGAUUCUUCAGGAUCAUGAACAGAUCAUGUGGUUUUACUAUAGUUGCCAAGUGGUGGGAAGUAGAGUACCUGAAAAUGUAUGUUUGUGUUUGUUGUAUUUUUUCACAUUUUGUGAGCA
This is a messenger RNA of Castor canadensis (American beaver), 3571 nucleotides long. The record is from RefSeq and is a predicted model, not a curated record. NCBI's taxonomy places the organism in Eukaryota, Metazoa, Chordata, Mammalia, Rodentia, Castoridae.